CAUUAUUUAAAUCGAGCCUUCCCAACCAAUCUUGACUGUCACGACUACCAAAGGAGACGUGGACAACCAUGGCUGAUCUUUAGGGGAUAUGCCUUACCGACUGGCCAAGCCGAUCCUCAUGCAAUGCCAAGCAGACCAAUUACUGGAGAUUGAACGAAGUUCACCCGCAGAUGAUCAAGAAAUAUGGGAAGAAAUCUGUGUUCGACAAUUCGAUAUCCAGAGAGAGCCUGGUUUUGAGGCGCCUAAAUCAUGGCGCAAAUUCCAUAUAGUUGAAACAGCACGAAGGAAGAAACUGGAGGAGGAAGCCGGCCAUCGUAUUAGGAGUAAAUACCAGGAACUUGAGGCUCAAAAGCAAGAAAAGCGUCUCGUUUUUACAGGUGGAUCUAUUCCCCCAAUGAAGCGACUUCGAGUGAAUGGAUGGGGGAAGAGCUCAACUCCCAAGACCCUUUUUGAAAAAGCCCGUUCUGAGACAGCUCGCCAAGCAGGGGUCUAUGCUGCAGGGUCUAGACCUGUCGCAUUGGGCCGACAUGUCAGACCGCUAGGACGUUUAUUGGCGCCAGGCGUUAACAACCUUACCAAGGCUCCGCAUCAAACCAACACUGUUUCCCUCAAGAGCCGUCCUCUGUUGCCCCCUGCCUCGAAUACGGGUGUCGUUGUCACAACUUCAGGACCUAAGAGCCCGCCUAUGGGUCCUUCAUCACCAACGCAAGGUUCUUCUCACUCAAGCGCCGCUAAUCAAUGCGACACCGAGUCAUCGUGUCCAUCUCCGCAGCUUUCGAGGCCAUUGCGUGUCCAGCAUUCGCCGCCCAUUCAGAGCCCCUUAUUUAUGCCAAAGCAUAGGACCCUUUCACAGCUUCCAUCGCGUGCCCGCUGAGGCAUUAUUGUUCACUCAUUCACUUCCCCACUCGCUCUCUUGUUUGUGGAUUAAUACUGUAAUGCUCUCAAGACUGUUAACUGUUUGUCACGCCUU
Molecule: messenger RNA, 970 nt
Organism: Cantharellus anzutake
Lineage: Eukaryota; Fungi; Basidiomycota; Agaricomycetes; Cantharellales; Hydnaceae
Product: RNA polymerase II transcription factor SIII subunit A-domain-containing protein
Exons: 6
Coding region: 89-874 (261 amino acids)
Biological process (GO): transcription elongation by RNA polymerase II
Cellular component (GO): nucleus; elongin complex
Source: RefSeq, a predicted model, not a curated record